This is a messenger RNA of Funneliformis geosporum, 693 nucleotides long. The record is from the annotation of a GenBank genome assembly. NCBI's taxonomy places the organism in Eukaryota, Fungi, Glomeromycota, Glomeromycetes, Glomerales, Glomeraceae.
AUGUUGAAAUUAAUUUCAACACAAGAAUGUCUCAAUAAUCUUCGAAAUUAUAAACCAAAAAAUGAUUAUUUACACGUACAAUAUGAAAAAAGAGCCGCAGUAUUGUUAUCAUUAAUCAUUAAGGAAGAAUUGGAAAUUUUAUUUACAUUACGUUCACCUAAUUUAUCAAGUCAUGCGGGAGAAAUCUCAUUACCUGGAGGCAAAGUUGAUGAUAUUGACGAAAAUUUAAUUGCCACUGCAUUUAGAGAAGCCGAAGAGGAGGUAGGAUUAAAGUCAUGUGACGCAGAAUAUUUAACACAUUUUGAGCCAUUUAUCUCAAGGCAUUUAUUAUUAGUCACACCGGUAGUGGCAUUGAUAACAAAUCCAUCAUUUAGACCUAUACCAAAUCCAUCAGAAGUAUCUGAAUGUUUUACAAUUCCAUUAAGAGUAUUCAUAUCUAAGGAAUAUCAUGUGUCAUAUGAUAUCCCAUGGAAAAAUCACGUAUUUAAACAACAUCAUUUUAAUUGGAAUAACUGGACUGUCAUUGGUUUAAGUGCUGUUAUUUGUGUUGAAAUAGCUAAGAUUGCUUUUAAUAUACAAAAUGUUGGUUGGGAAGAAAUGGCCAAAGGUCAACUUUCAAGGCAAGAACAUGUUGAAAUAUUAUUGGAAAAUAUUGGAAGCAUUGAAAAACGAUCGAAAAAUAGCAAAUUAUAA